CUGAUCAUAUAAUUUUAAGUCAUUGUAACAAAGUUACGAAACAAAUAUUUUAUAAAUAGAAUAAAAUAGUCUAAAGCCACUUUACACUAUGUUGCAGUUAUGCAGAAAAUAACAUUGAUGACGACAAAAAAACAGAUACUUCGGCACCCAUUCACAAAAACAAGUCCACAUCAAGUAUAAAAAAGCAAAAAUGUAUCGAUAGUAGGAAAAAACACCAUUAUCUGGUAUUAAAUCCUUCCUGCUCAACCAGUCGGAGCACUUGACCAAAUGUUACCAUAAUCUUUCGGGUACUUUCCUUAUUUUUACUUUUAACGAAGAGGAGCGUCAACAACAUGCAUCGAUCAACUCUUGGGGAUCAAUCUUCAUCCCCAAUGACGCGCCCGAGGACGACAAUGACCACAAACUUACAAAGCUAAUAUUACAUGCCGGAUACGUGCAGCUCCAGCGGUGUUCCUUAGUUACUGAUUUUCAUAAAACAUUUUUUCACACGUACUACAUUGAAUGAUACAACAAAUGUCUUCCGUUUAAAUCAUUUAUGACCUUGACAAUGAAUAUCAUGCGUUACAUAACAGUACCCUGCACCAUUUCAAUCCUAUCUGUUUCAGCAGAUUAAUUGCCAAUUUUUUUUUCUUCUUUCUAGUCUCAACCCUUUCACUUCAACUAGAGCGGUCCGGUUGAACCGGUUGGUGCAUUUGGCAUGCCGUAGACCCUGCUGAAUUUUGGUAACUUUUCUUUUUAGCAGUAUUCCCGUAUCAUGAUCAAUACAUUUCCUUUCGCUAUAUAAUGACAGUUUACCCACAUUGUAGGCAUCAGUUAGCAUUUGUUCGCCCCAUACACAACAGCUCCCAAGUAUUUUGCAACAUGUAUUCCAAGAUCAUUGUUGUUCUGGCCCUUGUCGCCGCCGUCAGUGCUCAAAGCCACUACGGACAUCAACAACACUACCAGCCCCAACACUACCAUCACGAAGAGGAGCAUCACGGACCAGUGCACUACGAAUAUAACUACGAUGUGCAUGAUGACCAUACCGGUGAUGUUCACGGCCAGAAGGAGGCUCGUAAGGACGACUCUACUCAGGGCGAGUACUACCUGAUCGAUGCCGAUGGCCACAAGCGUACCGUCACGUACCACGUUGAGGGUAAGAGCGGAUUCAUCGCGGAGGUUCACCGUGAGCCGAUCAAGGGAUACCAGGCACCGCAGCCACAGCACCACCAAUAUCAGCCGCAAUACCAUCAUCAGGCUCCGGCUCACCACAAAUACUAGUUUAAAACUGUGUAUAGUAUAGCCCUGUAAAUCGAAUUUAAAGCUAUGAUAAAAUGUUUUAUAAGUGAUAAAUCUAAUCAAAUUUGUGUUGGGCCUUAGAUAUACCUCAUCCAUUACUCCAUAACUUCGUUAUCUGAUGCGUUGAGUUUGAAUGUGGUUGAUUUUCUCUGCGUUAGACGACGCAAUAUAAGAUUCCCAUGUCAUAGAACAGCUGGGUGAUGCACUGUAGGACCGUAGACAUACAUGUACUCGUUUACUGUUGUGCUCUUCGUCCAGCAACACGUGAAAAAUGUUUUUGCGGAUGUUUGUAUUAUUGGAUGCAUGCACAGCUGAUCCUGUAGUGCUGCAAAUCAAAGGUGCUUUCAUGAAUUACACCUGUUUCCAGGUACGAUCGAAUUUCGUGCCGUUCGCAUCGAAUAACGUGCCGUUUGCUUCGAACCGCAGCUCACUAUGAUCGAAUGCGUGGGAUCGAACGCUUCCGUUCCGUUCCAUCGCCAAACGUUGUGACCGAAAGAACCAAAUUCUACAAAUCUGUGCGUAGAAUUUCACGUGAAGAGUCUAAUUGUUAAACCAAGAGCAAAAGUGUGUGAAAGUUUUAUUAAAUAUAUGAACUGUUUAGAUCCGCCAUUUAGAGCGGCUCGCGAGCUAUACUUU
Anopheles gambiae (African malaria mosquito) is the source of this 1914-nucleotide messenger RNA. RefSeq names its product cuticle protein-like. The record is from RefSeq and is a predicted model, not a curated record. Lineage: Eukaryota; Metazoa; Arthropoda; Insecta; Diptera; Culicidae. The transcript has 2 exons. Gene Ontology annotation, cellular component: extracellular matrix. The coding region runs from base 784 to 1260 and encodes 158 amino acids.